UAACGUUCCUAUUAGGAUUUUCUUUGUUAAACGUGAUUUAUUUUGAUAUGAAAAUUUAACAUCUAAGUAAUAGAUUAUGAACGAAGACAGUUGCGCUAAAAAUGGCGGUUAUAAUAAAAGACCUAAACAUCCUAGAAUUCAAGCAAAUAUAUUAUCAAAAAUAACGUUUUUAUAUAAUUUGGGUUUUAUUUGGAAAAUUUAUAAAAAAGGGACGUUAAAGAAAGAACACAUUUUUGAAGUGAUAGAUAACUGUAAAGCAGAAAAUGCCGGAAAUGAAUUGGAAAUAUUUUUGAAAAAUGACUCACAUCAUCUAAAACACAUUUCUCUAAUUAGAAUCAUAUGGAAAUGUUACGGAAAGGCGUAUUUGCUAGUUGGCUUUAUACAAUUAAUUGUAAGAAGUGCAGUAAUCACUCUAAUACCAAUGGCGUUAUCGAAGGUAAUAUUAUAUUUCCAGCCAGCACAGGAAGAACUUAAUAAAACAGAAGUUAUCAAUUUCGCUAUUUUAUUGACGAUACUCAGUUUUGUAAACAUAACGUACCUCCAAAACUACCUAUUGUAUCUUGAUGAAUUCGGCAUUAAAAUCAAAACCGCUUUGUGUUCGGCGAUUUUUAGAAAAUCUCUAAGAUUAACAACUAAAUCUUUGUCUGAUAUCAGUGUGGGAAAAAUAGUUACUCUUAUGACAAAAGAUGUACCGAUUAUAGAAUCUUUCAUUACUUACUUUAACGAUACUUGGAUCGGAGUGAUGCAGACGAUGUUAGUUUUUUAUUUAAUCUAUAACAAAAUGGGAGUUGCGACAUGUGUUGGAAUGGGCUUUUUUGUAUUGAUAGUACCAUUACAAGUGAUAAUUGGUAAUAUAACAGCAAAACUCAGAUUGGCAUGUUCAAAAGAAAUGGAUAGAAGGCUACAAUCAACGAAAGAAACUUUAUCCGGCAUUCGAGUGAUCAAAAUGAAUUCUUGGGAAGAAGCUUUCGAAGGGGAAAUUAAUGAAAAUAGAAAGAAAGAAAUGACUGCUAUUUUGAAACUGUUUUUGUCAAAAACCAGUGUACUCUUGAUGGGUAGCUUAACAACAAAAAUAGCCUACUACUUAUUACUAAUCACUUACCUCUAUUUGGGCAAAACCUUUUCUGCAGAAAUGAUUUAUUACGUAACAACUUUAUUUCUGAGGAUAAGACACGCUCUAAAUACCUCCAUACCAGUUGGGGUAACCGUCGUAGCUGAUACAUUUGCGGCUCUAACACGAAUAAAAGAUUUCAUAUUAUCGGAAGAAACUACACAAAAAAUUGAGAUUAAUCAUUUAGAGAACAAACCGCAAGUAUAUUUCGAAAAUGUUACGGUUAAUGUAGGUAAUAAAGAAAUUUUGAAAAACAUCUGCCUUAACAUGGAAUCGGGUUUGGUUAUAAUUACCGGUCCUACCGGCAGUGGUAAAACAAGUCUUUUAAAAUGUAUUUUAGAUGAAAAUGAAUGUACAAAAGGUCGAGUAUACAAAUCUGGUUGUAUAUCUUAUGCCCAACAAGAACCGUGGAUAUUCCCUUCUAGUUUAAGACAGAAUAUAAUUUUUGAUCAAGAGUACGAUAAAGAGAGAUAUGAAAUGGUGUUGAAAGCAUGUGGAUUGAGCCAUGAUAUUAAUAUGUUAUCAGUAGGUGACGAUUCUAUGAUAGACGAUAGCGGUACAAAUUUGAGCAAAGGACAACAGUGUAGAAUAAAUUUAGCUAGAGCUGUUUAUAGAAAAGCAGAUAUAUAUUUAAUAGAUGAUUGUUUAACGUCUUUGGAUAUUAAUGUUCAAAAGCAUGUAAUUCAAAGCUGCAUCAAGGAAUUUUUGGCUGAUAAAAUAUGUCUCUUUGUAACACAAAAUCCAGGAUUAUUUGAGGGAAAUUAUAAAAUUCUUGUAAUAGAUGAAGAAAAAGUAGUCGUAUCACAAGAUGUAUUUCGCCAAUACCAAGAUAUUUCGAAUAAUUUGGCAAACAAAGAAAAAUGCUUAGAAAAUAAUGAUUGUUUAUUGAAUAAUGACUUUGGUACAGAACAGACAAGCUUAUUAAAUGACAAAAAUAAGAAAAAUAUGUAUCAAGAAAAUAUAAAACAAGGAAAAGUUGAGUUUGAAACGUAUAGAAAAUAUGGAAGUAAUGUAGUAAUGAUCGUGAUUAUUCUAAUAUUUUUUAUAUUAACUCAGAUUUCAAAAAGCUACAGUGAAAAGAUUUUGAGCGAUUGGGUAAACAUAAUACAUAGAAAUUCUUCAAGAAAUACAGAGCAAAACGCAGAAUCAGAUUUAUAUUUGGAAUUAUAUUCAAUUUUGAUUUUGACAUUGACGAUUUUAUCGGUAAUUUCGGCAUUUUUACUUUUCAAUUUUAGUAGAGCAGCUUCGAUUAAUCUGCAUAAAAACUUAGUUGAAUCCGUCAUAAAUGCCAAAAUGACUUUCUUUGAUACGCAUCUUAUUGGCAAUAUCAUAAACCGCUUCUCCAAAGAUCUGAGUAUAGUUGAUGAACAAAUACCUUUUGCAGUUUACGAUUUUCUGCAGAUCCUUUUAGGUUUAUUUGGAGUGGUGUUUCUAAUAGCGGCUGUUAAUAUCACUUUGAUUUUACCCACUAUUAUAUUUUUUUUAAUAUUGUAUUUAAUCAGAAAAAUAUACAUGCCAACCGGACGCACUUUACAAAGGCUUGACAGUGCAACAAGAAGUCCAAUAGUGGGUUAUUUGAAUUCGUCUCUGGAAGGUUUAACUACAAUCAAAGCAUUUCGUGCUGAAAAAGCGCUGACAAAAGAAUUUGAUAAACAUCAAGAUUUAUACACAUCCGUAAACUAUACGUCAAAAUGUUGUAAAAGAGCAUUCGGAUACUAUAUGGAUGUCUUCUGCACUAUCUAUAUGGGAGUUAUUAUGGCAGUCUUUCUUAUUUUUGACCAUAACACCUCAGUUGGAGAUAUUGGAUUAGCUAUCACUCAAGCUAUUAGUCUUAAUGGUAUAGUUCAGUAUGGUAUAAAACAAUGGGCUGAAAUCGAAAAUAAAAUGACGUCCGUUGAAAGAAUUUUAGAAUAUUCGGAAACGGAAAAAGAAGUACAAACUCCGAACUCUAUAAUCGCGAGCUGGCCGAAAUGUAAUAGCAUACGAUUCGACAAAGUCACAUUUUCGUACGGAAACGGUAGUAAAUGCAUUUUGGAAGAUAUUAAUUUAGUGAUCAAUGCUGGAGAAAGAAUAGGCAUAAUCGGCAGAACAGGUUCCGGAAAAACCACUUUGUUAUCGUUACUUUUCCGUUUAUACAAUUACGAAGGGAUAAUAUCGAUAGGAGGUGUUGAUAUACAAAGAAUACCUUUGAAGAUCCUCCGCUCUAAUAUAUCCAUUAUGUCUCAAAACCCAAUGAUUUUUUCGAGUACAGUUCGUAAAAAUUUGGAUCCUUUGAAUAAAUAUUCGGACGCUGAGAUAUGGCGUGCAAUCAAGACGGUCCAAUUGGAUAAAGUCAUAAAAUCUCUGAAUAUUGAAAUGGACGAGACAGGGUCAACUUUAAGCACUGGACAAAAACAAUUAUUAUGUUUAGCUCGAUGUUUGUUGAAUAAAAAUAGAAUCAUCAUAUUAGAUGAAGCUACUUCUGAUAUGGAUACGGAAAAUGAGAAUUUAAUCAAUGCUGUUUUUGAAAAUUAUUUUACGGAUUGUACCUUACUGAUAAUAGCACAUAAGUUGAACUCUAUUUUGAACUGUGACAGAGUUUUAGUGAUGCAAGAUGGAAAAAUAGUGGAAAAUGGAACUGUAAACAAUUUGGGGAAGGAUCAAAACAGUUUAUUUCAUAGUAUGUUGAAGAACUCUAAACUACUGCAUUGUAUCUAAUCGUUUUUUAUAGUUUUUGAAAAUAUGAAUAAAUGAAUUAUAUUGAU
Molecule: messenger RNA, 3855 nt
Organism: Diorhabda carinulata
Lineage: Eukaryota; Metazoa; Arthropoda; Insecta; Coleoptera; Chrysomelidae
Product: ATP-binding cassette sub-family C member 4-like
Exons: 11
Coding region: 77-3808 (1243 amino acids)
Biological process (GO): transmembrane transport
Cellular component (GO): membrane
Molecular function (GO): ABC-type transporter activity; ATP hydrolysis activity; ATP binding
Source: RefSeq, a predicted model, not a curated record